Astyanax mexicanus (Mexican tetra) is the source of this 11442-nucleotide messenger RNA. RefSeq names its product membrane-associated guanylate kinase, WW and PDZ domain-containing protein 3 (gene magixb). NCBI's taxonomy places the organism in Eukaryota, Metazoa, Chordata, Actinopteri, Characiformes, Acestrorhamphidae. Gene Ontology annotation, molecular function: protein binding. The transcript is spliced from 12 exons. The record is from RefSeq and is a predicted model, not a curated record. Gene Ontology annotation, cellular component: cytoplasm. Gene Ontology annotation, biological process: signal transduction. Bases 3150 to 6833 code for a protein of 1227 amino acids.
ACCACCAACUCAGUGUCACUACAGUGCUGAGAAUUACCUUCUACCAAAAUAAUACCUGCUCUGUGGUGAUCCUGAGGGGCUCUGACCAUUCAAGAACAUGAACACAAAAGGAUGGAUGAUGGGUGCCGAAACAAAGUCAUAGGGCCCUAUUGUAGCAAUCUAUAGUGCAUAGGUCAAUUAAAGGCGUGUUGGUGUGUCUUUGGUAUCAUGUGGUCACAAAAAAAUGCACCUUGCACGGCUCAAAAUGCGCAAAAGGCAUGAACUAAUGAACAUGGGUGUGUUUUGGGCACAACGUGAAAUAAACCAAUUGGUGUGUCAGUUGUCAUACCCUUUAAGAGCCAGGUGCGCUCUGACUUUGGCGCAUUGAUAUCUUAACACUGAGCACUUUUGGGUGUGCAUGCACGUUCACACUGUGAAGAUACACCAGCAGCUCAUUUAAAGAUACAACAAUGUUAUUUUAUUUUUUGUUCUGUUUAUUGUUGAGUUAAAAUUUGGAUUUGCACUUUUCAGCGUUUCGUUGAGUUUAUGUUUAACAGGAGGGGGUGUAAGCAAUGAGCAUCGUAUGAUAAGGCCCCUUAUUUGUGGUGAUCCUGUGGGGUCCUGAUCAUUCAAGAACAGGGUGUUCCUAUAUGUUGAGUGGAACUGAUGGAUGGAAGGAUGAAUGAUGGGUGUAGAAACAGUCAUAUUGUUAUGUGUGAUCAGUGUAAGUUUCUUGCUGCAGUUUACAAAAGACUACAGAAGACUUUGUAGAUCAAAGCGAAACCCAACAAGACUGAUAAUGGAAUAAUCCUUUCUUUCUUGCCCAAUUCAUGUUCAUUCCAUUGCUUUUUGGGAUUUCCUUAUUGCUCCAACAUGCGUUAAGGGCUUUACUAAAUCCUCAGUGAGUUCGGCUUUUUGCUGCCAGACGUAAGCGAAUGUCACUUCAGUCGGCAAUCCACUAAAACUGUCCAUUCAACUCUUUGAUAAGUUCACUUUAGUUUUGUUUGUCUGUGCACUUUUGCUGGACUGGCCUUGUUUGUCUCGUGGGAAGUGGCGCAGAUGUCACAAAAGCAUCGAUCAAACUGUGCCAUGGCAGCCAAUCACCAGGGCAGGCUUACGCAGUGAUCUGUCUCUAUGGAUUAGAUAUGCUUUCCUCUCACUCAGAGCGUAGGGGCAGAGUGCUGACCUCGCUUAGAUGUAGAUAUUGACACAUUACUGAUUUCCGUUGGACUUAAGAUGAAGGCAUUGAACUUCUGUGUACAAGACGAGAGAAGAUCUGGUUCUGCUGUUAUAUAGGAUGGGUCUGCUUUUUUCAACAACAACAAAAACACACUCACACACACAAAUAUUGAGAUAUGCUGGAACUACUACUUUCUGAUUCUUCUACUACUACUAUCUGAUUCUUAAGGAGCUCUAGAUUCUGUUUAUCUUAUCAACUCAAAAAUAACAAGGUGAAAUGAUUUGAAAACUGCAUCAGAUGCAGGGCAUACGAAGAUUAACACCAGUUGGUCUCUUCUGAGCGCUUCUCCUUUGCAGUCUUUGUGUCAGUGAUUAAAACUAGUCAUCUGGGGGCACACUAAUCUAAUGUUUAUUGUUUAUAGAUCAGCUGCACAGUUUUAUAAGACCUCUGCCCAACAUGAGGACAUGCUGUCUUUAGUUUUGUGAAUAAAAUCUCUCUUUUUUUUUAAACCAAACCAAUCUGUGUAUUAUAUAUAAAUAGCAAGCGACAAGCAAGCAGGAUUAUCCAAAACAUCAAAUAAAACAGACAUAGGAGCAUCCUGAAACACUGCCAUUCAUCUGUUCCACCUUUCAUAAACCUGAGUGAUCAGUUUACCACAAUUUUCUAUGUUUAAAAUAAACCUCUGGAUCUAAAAUCUUAUCUAAAGAGAAACAUAACUUAACCUUAUUAUUGUACUGAACCCACCUCUGAUCCUUAUCCUACCCUUAUCCAUUACUGUUGUGGAUUAGUUGAGCUUCACCAGUUUGCUGACUGUUUCAACAUCUGUAGAAACUCUGCAGGGGGCUAAACAAAGCAAGAGCUUAUUUUCACCUCUCUUAGGUGUGUAAAGGAUGUGAGAGAGAAACAAAGAGACCUACAGCAGUAAUAAAAAGGGGGUUUUAAAAAAUGUAACAAUAGUGUAAGCUGUUAACAGGGUUUUACACUGUAAAGUAAACCAUCUACAAGUUGCUUUACUUGCAAUUAAAUGGUUUGUAGAGUCUUUUUUUUAAAACCUGGUAGAAGCCCCUUUUCAAGUGUGAUAGCACUGCACAAGGGGAAACAGGCUAGAUAAAUUCAUUUAAGCUCCUUUAAGGUUAUUCAGCACUUGGCUGCACAAUUUCUUUAUAGGAUAAGAAGACGUUUGGUGUGUAUUUUUGCUGUGGGCCGAUAAUUGCUUUUUUUUUAGGAACAUCUGGGCUGAUUUCGAUAUGUUAUAUUACACAUGCAUAUAUCUGCUGAUGACAAUGUUGAUGCCAAUUUACACAUUUGCAACUUAUAGAUAGUGGUGCAGGGAGACACAGAGGCGGACGCAAUAGUGAGGUAUAUUUAUUAACAAACAAAGAAACAAAUAAACAGACAAUAAACCAAAACUAAAAUAACAAGGAAACAAGGGGUAAACUUGAAACAAGGAAACAUGCAACCUGUAUGACGUUAAACAAGUACAAGGACCGACAGCUUAACAGACACAAAAGAGUAUAAAUACACAUGGAAGAACACAGGACACAGGAAACACCUGGGAACAGGUAACAAGAGGGCGGAGUUACAGAAAGUCAUAAGGGGAAUACAGGCCUGAAUCGGAGAUGCGGAGCAAAACAGGGCCAUGAGCAGGGGAACACGUAGGGAAAAAACACACAGGCACGGAGGAGAAAAGUAAAUAAACAAACAGGAGGGCAGGAAAAACACAGAGACAGAUUUAAAUCUACUAAUAAAUAACUUAGCUUAAAUAAAUCAGCUUAAAUCAAUGAAUCAAAGUAGCACGGCCAGUUGUAGUAGUGUAGUCAGCGUUGCCUCCAGCAUACAAUAACUACGUCAGCAAAUAUCGGUUUGAAAUAUUGCCGGUAGCGGUGAUAUCAGAAAAAUAUCAGUAUCAGCCGUUAAUUGUUUUUUUUUUCUUUAGAAAUAUUGUCAUUCUCCAAUAUAAUUCCGACAACAAGGUGCCUGUUUUGAGAGCAUGGAAUCGAUCCCUUUCUUUAAUCAAGAUCACAUUCCUGUAAUGUUCACUGUUAUUUCAAAUUGGUCUUUUCUUUUUCCUGAUAUUGGUGUUUUAGGCGGCUCUGGAGGUGCUAGCAGUGUCCCCGCCCCCACAUUAUCCCCCAGCCAAUCGCGUGACUCCAGCGGUGGGGACGGCAGCGCCUUGGAGAAUGGCGGUGGACCUGGCAGACGGCGACGGGGGGCGGGGUUUGAAACCUGGGAGAUGAACUACAGUGACUCAGGGGAACCAUAUUAUACUGAUCAUCAGCCCAAGCCGGCAUCCUGGCACAGCCGCCGCACUUCAAGCAGAGAGACGGUCUGCAUGACUGAAUUGUGGGAGUUCACUGAUCAGCCAGAGGAGUUAAGAGGUUACUCAAUCCACACUCGGCUCUCUAAGGGUUCUCGUGGCUUUGGCUUUAACAUUGUAGGGGGCAGCAGACCCGGUGAAUUCCUACAGGUCUACAGCAUUACACCUGGAGGACCACACACUCUCAACUCGGCUGACAUCCUGGUGUACAUCGGUGACUCUUGUGUGCUGGGCAUUUCUCACAAAGAAGUAGUGGAGCUGCUGAAGUCUGUCCCGGUGGGCCAUAGUGUAGAUGUUGUGGUACAAAGAGGCUACCCAAUGCUGUACAAUCCAGAUGGCUGCCCCAAACAACGCCGCCCUGGGCUACUGAACACCCGGGACACUGCUUUAAAACCUCCAGCUCCACCUCCACCUCCACCCACUACUACCCAGCCACAGCCCCAGGCUCCACUACCAACUCAAGCACUGCUCAACCUAAACGGAAUGACGUCCAGCGCUGAGGAGAGGUAUUCUCGAGCGCUCGGAGGAAGGGCUUCCAGGUUUAGUCUGGACGCCAACGGCAACACGUCCCAUUUUUCUCCACCACCAAGAACCCCUCCUUAUUACGAGUACUCCAACGGGAGUGAGAGCGGAUACUUGAGGCCGCCUCGGUCCACAAGGGGCAUCAGGAGGCUGCUAAGCGCAGACUUGGCCAGCCAGAGCGACAGUGAGGUUGUGUCAGCAAUAGGAUCACACAGGGCCUCUCUAAUCCGAAACCACAACAAUAACUCCCUCUGCCCUCCAUCGCCUUUACGCCUAUACUCCACCAAGUCCUCUGAAAGUGACCUCUCUUCUUUUGCCCCGACCCCGCCCACCUCUCGCUCACCCCUCCGUCACACAGACACCGGCUCUGCACUCAUCUCCUCCUCUCCAGAGGGAGGGCGGCGAUACUCACAGUUCCGGAAGCCCCAGCGCCCCCUGCUCACCCCUCCCCCCAGCUCCCACUCAGACGGCCCGUACUUCACCUUCAACAGCGGUGCCAGUGCCAGCAGUGGCAGCCCUGGCAGCAGCAUCCCGUCGCCAGGGGCAACAACUGGUGGCGGUGGAGGCAGGGGCAGACCUGGGGGUAAAGAGCUGGUGCCGGUCGCCCUGGCCAAGUGUGAGGAGGGCAGAGGGUUGGGAUUUAGCAUUAUGGGGGGCGGGCAUGCAGGGAGGGUAACAAUGGUGAAGAGAGUGUUCGACCGGCAGCAGUGUAACAGCCUUCAACCUGGAGACAUCAUUGUAAAGAUCAAUGGAGCCGAUGUGCAAAGCCUCAGCUUCUCUCAGGUUCAGCGUAUUCUACAGGAACACACCAAAAUGGGAGAGGUCAUUCUGCUGGUUCAGAGAGGAGGCUCCUUACAUUCUCCCAUCAUACCAAAUUCUACACGUCAACAUCAGUCCAACUCCAUGCCACCGCGCCCUGCUUCUGCCACGCAACUUCGUCCUACCGACAGUCCACCUCUGCCACGGAACUCCCUAACCCCGCCUCCUCAAACUCUGGUGCGCUCCUCACUGGUCCAGAGCACCAGCUUCUUAGACUCGAUACCCGUCACUCUGACAUUAGAGCCGCGAGACUGGAUGAGCUCUGAGGAUGGUGGGACUGCACUCAGCCCCAGAGUGAGGACUGAAGAGAAGGUUCGGCCUCCUGCGCCACGUGGGUUUGAGGUGGAGCUGAAGAGGAAGCCAGGAGAAGGGUUCGGAUUUGUUAUUGCAUCGCAGGAUGUGGAAAAUGGGAAAGCGGCAUCUCUGCUGCCCCAUCGCUUUGUGACAGUUCGUCGGGGCAGUCCUGCAGCCCGAAGUGGGCAGAUCCGUCCAGGGGACCGUCUGGAGGCCGUAGAGGGGCGCAGUGUGGUCACCCUGCCCCACAGAGAGCUGGCUCAGAUACUGCGCAGAGCCGGAAACACACUACGCCUUACUAUUGUCCCACGCUCCAGUGCUAACUCCUCCGAUCACUCAGACUACGAUGCCAAUUACAAAAGCCGGAAGUCUCAAAGGCUUAAACAAAAGCAGGACUCUUCACGGUACUACAGUGUGGAUCUGGAGAGGGGACCCACCGGAUUUGGCUUCAGCCUGAGAGGUGGGAUUGAGUAUAACAUGGGCCUGUAUGUUCUUGGCCUGAUGGAGGGAGGACCGGCCUCACGCAGUCGCAAGAUUCAGGUGAGUGACCAGUUAGUGGAGAUCAAUGGCCAAAUCACAACAGGAAUGACUCACAGUCAAGCUGUAGAGCAGAUCAGGACUGCAGGCCAAAGGAUCCAUCUCGUCCUGAAGAAAGGCAACGGAUAUGUUCCUGACUACGGCCGUGAUCACAGAGCAGCCGUCUCCUCCCUGCCCCCGGCCCUGCAGCCGCAUCUGGCUGCAGUGAACCACCGCCGCGUGGAUGACACACCAAGUCCUCCAAGAGCAGCCAGGAGCCGCAGCCAGGGUGGGAGGACAGUGCGGCAGGAACUGGGGUCGGACCAGGGAGGGGAGGAGAGCCCUGACAGCCUAGAGGGCCACGAUAGAAGAUCGAAGGACAGGAGGAGGAGGAGCCGAGGCUCACAGAGCUUAUCCCGAAACAGGCUGAGAGACGUUAGGAGAAAUGAUGAAGAUGAGGAAGAGGAGGAGUAUAGACCAUUGGAGAGAGUAAAGGACAGGAGGAGAGACAGGGUACAGAAGAAGGAGAAGAGGAGUAAAAACAAGGAUAGUGGGCAAAAACUAAACAGACAGAGAGAAAGAAAGGCUGAGAAAGAGGAAGAGCAUCAAGGAGAGACCUAUAAUCUCCCCAUCCCUAAGCAGAGAUCACAAAGUGAACACUGGGAGGAGGAGAUUGAGACAGGAGAAGAGGAGGAUGGGCCAUUUCUCAGAGAAGGAGAGAGAGAGGGCAAGAUGGAGAGCAAGAGAGACAGCGGACGAAAGCUGGAGGGCGAGUUGGAGAGCCACACAGCGCGAGUGACAGAGAACGAGUGGGGGAAGGAGAGAGUGCGGAAACAUACAGCAGAUACCAGGCCUUACAGCGCUCAGCAAUCCAGCCUCGGCACCCCAGACAACAGCCUGUCCUCGUGGGAACCCCAAGGGGACUCUAGAUCCCGACGGGCUCCUUUCUCCUUCCUCAUGUCCCCUGAGCCAGAAUACACAGAUUCUGAGUCUGAAGCCAGUGUUUCUGAUGAUAGUGUUUUUGCCUCCAGUUACUCUGGCCUCUCUGUGUAUUUGAACGAGGACUACAGUUCAGGGGCCUCAAGUGAUUUAUUGCCAGGCCCCUGGUUCAAGCCCAGCCCAAACACUCUCAGCAGAGUAGUGGAGAGGAACAGAUUGAUGGACAGUGGAAGUAGAGAAAGGAGAAGACAGAACUCUAUCUCCUGAUGUGCUGUUUUUGGUCAUUUAAUGCCAUGUCAUGUUAGGUGUCAAAGAAAGCCUUUUUUGGACUGGAUUAAUUUUACCCCUGAAGAGAACUGCAGUGGGAGUGCCACUAGAAUAUGAUAAUUUGUAAUAUAAUGAUAAUUUGUAAUAUAAUGUCUAUAGAACUUUGUAAUAUAAUGUCUAUAGAUCUCUAGAUUUUUGGAGGAAGGUUGACAUACUAAAACAAUUUAAACUGAACUAAAACUGUACUGUAAGUUGAAUUAAUUUCUAACUGGGCUCACCAGUGGCUCAGCAGACUAUGACCCAAGGAUUACAAGUUUGAUUCCCAAUCAUGCAACUUUGCCAUGAGUAGCCAGAGUUCAAAGGAGCAAUAUAAUAGUCUUUCUAGAAGGAUAGACAGUGAUCUCAGACAGUGAGUUGUUGGCUGACACAGACAUCUUUUAGCUUAUGUAUCAUAGCUGGGGACACGUCGCUUUUUUUCCAAGCUGCCUUGUGAUGCUGCACUGGCGGCAGUUUGAAAAGAGUCUAUGGCUGACUUCAUAUGUAUAUGUAGAAGGAGUGGGCAUGUCCUCACCCUCUCUCAGUCCUACUGAGAAAGUGGAUUAUUUGACUCUUGUGGAAAAAUUAACUUGAAAAUAUAAUAUACAUAAAUAUACAUACAAAAUAGUAUUUCUAUUGGCUAUGACCUUUCAGUUUGUAGUCAUAAAAAAAUGAAAAAGGUACUUUUUUCAUGGAUAAAUCAUUUCAUUAAAUCCCAUUCAAAUUACAUUUUACAACCUCCUCUAGUCUUUGUUCCUUCUAAGGUUUCUUCCUCUUAGUAUGAGAGAGUUCCUUUCCACUGUUGCUGCCACAACCUUGCCACUACUGGCAUCACUGUAGUGCUUUCUCAUAAGAGGCUCGUACCGGUUUCUCAGUAAAGCUGCUUUGUGACAACAUUUGAAUUGAAUUGCAUUGAAUUCUCUAGUAAAACUAAUCCAGCUCCAAUAGUGCUUUUUGUAUGCAUAAACAUGACAACAUUUGGUAUCUUAAAUCUGAGGUUAUUUUUCAUAUUCGGGCAAUACUUUAUCAUAAGCUAAAUACAGAGAAUAUGCAGUGUUCAUAUUAAAAAGGUGAGACAGAAAAUAAAAUAUUGUCUUAAUUCUCUACUCUCUCUCUCUCUUCUACUCUCUAUCUCUUCCUGUUUUUCUGUUUCUCUCAGUCACUACCUUUUCUUCUUCAGAGGAGAGUUUUUUAGUUUUCUGUUACUAUGUUUAAUGUUCCUAUUGUUUGCCUGUUUCUUGUUCUGUUGAGUUCAGGUGCAGUGUCGCCUGCUUAUUCAUCUCACCUCAGCUCUCUCUUACCUUUCUCACCUCUUUUUCAUUUUCUGAAAUCUCCUGAAGCUUGUUAAAAGAGAUACUAAAUGAUGAAGAAAUAUUUGUCAUAGAAUGUAGAGUGAGCUUAAAGCAAUAACAUGCCUGAACCCAAAACGUAUUUUUGAUACAUAUAUGAAAUAUAUCUGAAAUAUAUCUACGUUUGCCAAUUACAAAGAGUAUAACACUUAACCCACAAUAACUUAUUGUACCCUUGUUUCUUGGAGCUCUUCAUUCAGAUAUAAAAGCAUUUACUGGGUUUGGGGGCCCUGAGUUACAUUGUUGUAUACUGAAAAUGUAUAUGAAUAUAUAGAGUUGAAUAGAUUUACUGUAUAUACAAUCAUAUAUAUUUCGAAGGACUGUGAUAAGUGCUCUAUAAUAUUUAGUUUGAACCCGAGUCCAACAGGUUUUAAGGCCUCUAAGUGCCCCUAACAGUUGCCUUGCUCAGUGAAACCUUGUCCUAUUCGUUACCCUUAGUGGACCCUGUUUGGGAGAAGUUGUAUAUGAAGUGUACGAAUGACUGAAGAAUGACUGACCAGAUAAAUGAGGUUAGGCAGAAGUGAACUGAAGGGUUUAAUGAGCACAUGAGAUGGAGUCCCAAACACACAUAUACACACACACACACACACACGUUCAUAAGCAUUAUCUAGCUUGUCUAAACAUGCCUCCAUUACAAUAAAAUGGGUAAGCUGCUGGUGAAAUUGAACAAGUCCAUAGAGUGGCUGAAAUUCACAGAGAGCUCAGCCACCAUAUCUGUGAACUUCAAAUAUCUUGAACCAACACAUCUACUACAUUAACUAACCAGCAAAACAUUCUCCAUUUUACUGUUUUUAUUUAUUUGUAUUUAUAGUAUGCAGUGCUAACUGUUUUGACUACGCAAGACUUGCACAGUACUGUUAAUUGGGAGUACUGUACAGAACAUUGUUAUUGGAUGCAGAAAUAGUCAUUCUGAAGGCUUUACUAUAGGCGUUUUGUGGCCAAACUACUGCAGCCUAUGUUUUGCGUUAACAUUCUUAAACCUUCAGAAUGUCUCCAGUAUCCUCUAGACCAGUGAUGCAUAAAUACCAUUUUUUAACCAAUUUUUGCAUUUGCUGAUACCAAUGCCAACACCUACUUAAAAUUAGGCAAUCAGGAGCAUUGUGUAAGAGUGUAGUUGUCAGAGUAAAGUAGUAAAGUGCAAAAGUUAAUUUGUUCAUUUUAAGUUUUGUUAUAUAAACAUUUUUUUAAACAAGUAUAUUUUUAAGAACUAAGAUUAGUUUUACACUAUGUACGUAUGUUUUUUUUUAUGGAUCAAUGUUUAUUAUCCUAGCGUGAUUAUGUUAUGUCAGGACCACACCAGCCUAUUUGAUGGUACUUUCGGGAACAAAAGGAAGUAAAUAGGAGCGGGAAGGAGCUAAGAGGAGCAAGGCAGUGUUUUAAAGCAAGUUUCACCUGCUUGGACUUUUUUACCAGUGUUGUUUUACUACAUGUAGACACUUUGCACUGGAUGUAUGAACUCUUUGAUGUCAAGGUGGCUAGAUGGUGUGCUUCAUGAGUUCUGUCUUGCUAAGGGCGGUUUACUCUCUCUCUCACUCUCUCUUUUUCUCUGUUUCAUGCUCUCUCUCUCUCUUUCACGCCCUCUCCCGUGCUCACGAUCUGGGUAUCGGAUGUUCGUAGCAGUAACUUGUUUGCUAUUACAAGUAUGAGCAAAUGGGCUUGGUAUCAGGCCGAUAAACUGUACCAGUAUCGGUAUUCAUGCAUCUCUACUCUAGACAGCACGCAUCUUUAUGCAUUCUAAAGUUAAAGUGGUAAAUUGGCUCAGCUAAAUUGGGGAUCCUAUUCUGUAGUUAGAUCCGAAACACAUAAAAUCAUGUAAAUGCUGUAAUCUAUCGUGAACAAGGUUAUGCUCGAUAUUUGGUUAAACAAUGUUGUAAUUACAUUGCAGUGCAACUGUGUUGUAUAUUAAGAAAAUAAUACUGCAUUACUGGACAGAGUAAAGCAAAAAUGUAUGUCAGAGGGGUCCUGAGAGUUAGUUUGUGGGAUUUUAAUAGUACACUGGACAUUUUUCACUCUGUUGUUUGAACACUGCUACAAAACAGAGCUCUGUGUUGUUACCAGGGCAGAGUUUCAGACUCUAGCCAGUGACAAUAGCUUCACGAUUUUAAGAGACAUCAAUGUUCAUCUCCUUCCUUCCUGCUGAGUGUGACUUUCUGUGCUGGGUGUAAAUCGUAGACUUUAGGUUUUAGAAUUUAGUUUUUUGCCUCUUACAACCAAAGACAGCAGAAAAUCUUUGAAGCUGGAAACACAAGUGAGUGUGCAUGUGUGAGUGUCUGUGUUUGCAAUAUGUAGUGGCUUCAAGCUGUGAAAAGCGUCUUUAGGGAACCCUUCCAGAGAUGACCUUUAGUCUCUAUUGAUGAAGAGCUUGUUGGCCAGAAAUAAAACAAGUGAGAGUGUGCUCUGUGUUUGCGUCCUUACCUCAUUAGGUGUGAACGAUCAAGUAAGGGGACUGCAGAUCGAUAUCCUGAUCAACCUGCUGCUCAGCACUGAUCCAUUGCAGACAAUUAACUGUCCUAACCAGUACCUUGGGAGAAAUUAUAAAAUGGACAUAAAGAAAAUGCGUUAUAAAUGCGUUAAAUGCAGGCUUCUUGUCUCUAAGUUAAAUAAAAACUGAAGUUAUUUGUUAAAGGCCAUGUUAAAUUAAUAUUUGUAGCAAGUGUGGGCCCACAUAUGAGCCUUUGCAGUUGAAGGGGUUUAAAUAACUAAGAGGUUAUUAAAAUAAUUUUAUACUCAGUAAUAUUGUAGUGCCAGAUAUCAGAUGACAACUAUGUACUACUACAGGCCUGUAUGAUGUCACUAUUUUAAACCACUCAGAUAACAUAAAUACACUACAUAUUUUCCCAGCAGGUCUGGGGUAAGUUUCUGUGGGAGAUGUGUGUGCUAUAUGUACUAGUAUAGGGACAAAAUUUUUAAACCUAUUGUGAACAAAUGCCACAUUAGUCAAAAAUGUACAUUUUAGUUUCUUUUCUUCCUUUUGAAGUAUACUGUAUGUGCAGUGUGAAAUCAGAUCGUCACGUUUUUUUCUGUAGUCAUAUAUGGCCAUGUAUUUAUUGUAAAUAGAUAUAAAUAUGAAUGUUUAAACAACUGUACAGUUUAUUAUUGACAUGAAAACACUAUAUUGUUUUUUCUGUUUCUGAUUAUGUUGUUACGUUCAACUGUAACCCAAAUGCAGGUACCAGAUUAUAUUAUAUUAACUAAUAAAGAGUUCAUGUAACUACUGAAACUUU